Molecule: messenger RNA, 642 nt
Organism: Lactuca sativa (garden lettuce)
Lineage: Eukaryota; Viridiplantae; Streptophyta; Magnoliopsida; Asterales; Asteraceae
Source: RefSeq, a predicted model, not a curated record
AUGAUUCAGGACAGGGUGUUACAUAAUUGUUUUUCAAAAGAGAUAAUCAAGUCUAUUUGUGAUGAAAUUGGUAAAGAUGUGUUCGGUAUAUUAACUGAUGAGUCUACUGAUGUUUCCAAAAAUGAACAAAUGGCUAUAGUUUUGAGAUAUGUUGAUAGACUUAGGAUUGUAAAGGGAAGAUUUAUCGAAGUUGUUUACGUGUUGAAUACAUCCUCUUUGACUCUUAAAUCCGUCAUUAAUACCGUUUUUUCCAACAACUUGGCUAUCGAUCAGGUGAGGGGUAAAGGUUAUGAUGGAGCAAGUAAUAUGAGUGGUGCAUUCAACGGUUUCAAAUCUUUGAUUUUAAAUGAAAACAAUUCUGCACAUUAUAUACAUUGUUUUGUACACCAACUUCCAUUAGCGGUUGUGGCGGUUGCAAAGAAACACGAUGAUGUUGAAGAAUUCUUUGAACAAUUAGGUUUGGUGGUUACUGUCGUUUGUGGGUCUUGUAAGAGAAAAGACAUGAUACGAGAGAUGCAAAAAGAAAGAGUGACAGUUGAAAUUGAUAUUUGUGAAACUGAAACAGGAAGAGGGCUGAAUCAAGAGAAAUCUCUUGUUCAAGCUAGAGAUACUAGAUGGAUUCACAUUUUAGAACAAUUAUAA